AUGGUGCGGUGGAGGUAUUGCAUUGUGCUGGCAAUGCUGCUGCUUCUGCCGGCGAAAACCGGCUCCAAAUUAGAGGACGAUGAAGAGGAGGAUAAUAGAUACAACCUUCAACUUUCAAGUAGAAGGGGAGAAGAAGGCGAAGAGGACGAUGAUGAGGACGAAGAAGAAGAAGAAGACGAGACUUCAGCGCAAGCAGACAAAGGAGAGAGAGUGACAGUGGUUCGGCGACCGCCGCCUAUCGUGCCCACCCCCAAAUCAAUGACCGUUACCAGGACGAUAAAAAAACGGCCCCUUGAAUGCUAUGUGUGCGCUUAUAAGGCCGAAACGCCGUUAAGAGCGUGCUUGGAUCCUACCAAAUACAGGACACUGGCUCAGCGGCCAGUUGCAAUGAGUAUUAAAAGGCGUCCGAACGUCCCUAUCGAACGAGAACAAAGAGUUCACACGAUAACGUGCCACAGUUCGGAGGACAAAUGUUUCACGUCGGUGAUAUCCAAGGGAAGCUCCUAUGAGGCGGUGGUCAGAGGGUGUCGCUCCGGCUGUGUUGGAUCACCGGAGACCACGUGUUGUGAGUUGAACCGCUGCAAUAACCAAGCAUUCGCCAUGCCGGUGAUCGCGCCCCGCUCGCUCACCUCCAACAACAAGUCUACAAAGUCGAUACCACCCACAAUACUGUUCUUCGUGACCGUCCUCCUGGUACUGCAGACCGUGGUCAAAGUGGCCUUCGUGUAG
Helicoverpa zea (corn earworm) is the source of this 729-nucleotide messenger RNA. RefSeq lists its product as uncharacterized. The record is from RefSeq and is a predicted model, not a curated record. The coding region runs from base 1 to 729 and encodes 242 amino acids. Lineage: Eukaryota; Metazoa; Arthropoda; Insecta; Lepidoptera; Noctuidae. The transcript is spliced from 5 exons.